AUGGAGGCACCACGACCUCCUCUGUGCACAUUGCUGCUGCAGGCCUCUGAGCCGAGUCUGCAUGAUUACAAUCAUCUACUAUCAAGCAUUGACAAGUACUAUGCUCGUCUACAGGUUGGAAUGCAAGAUGAAGCCCUCCGAGAUCAAAUCUUGUUCAACCCCGGGCGAACAACCUUACGUCUCCAGAAAGCCUUCAGCAUCCUGAGAGUCCAGAAAUUGUCAGCUCCAGUUGCAGAGGAGAUAUUCAAAAGCGUCGUUGAAACCCUCGUCAACUCGCCAGACCACCUUCUUACCUCAGAGCAAGCCUUCCAGCUGGUCGGAUCCUACCUCCCGGUCGUUAUUCGCUACCCUGGAGCCUACUUGCGACUUGUCGCAGACCUUUUUCUAGCAUACGAAGGAAUGUUUGAGUACUUGAUUGCAGAAGAGAAGCGUUGCUCCGCCUUGAAAUCAUUGUUGCUUUCGAACAAGACAUACCUGAACUUUCAAAUCCUCACCGAAGUAACGGAAAGACUCAUUGUUAUGUGUAACAACUGCUCCGGACAUGGUGUCAGCGACGUUUCCGAAAGCUGGUACAGCGCUAGGACUUUGAUGUCUUCCUUGAAGAGCUUGAUUCAGUCUCACCGUGAAGAAAACCAGAAAACCUGCCAAAAAGAAAAUCUGCCUCCCGUUGAGAAAAUGCGGGCUCUCAACCCCGAUGACAAGAAAACCAAUCAAACACUAAUGGUGAAAAGCCAGAAGAGCUCAUUCAAGAUACCUCAAUCUGUCUUUGACGACCUGGAAUCACUUAGUGGGCCCAGGAUAAGCUCUGCUGGCCAGCUUUUUCAUGCCCUGGGGUUUAUUCAGAAUGAAAAGUUACCCGAGCUCCUACACAAAGUGCUGGAUAGUUUUCCAUGCAGACUCUGCCUAGAGAGAUUGGCGGGAAUUACGACCACGUUCGUGGGCCUUCCAAACCACCUCGAUUGUUUGACCUCAAGUACAAGCUACUCAAUCGACAUAUUCGGGAAAAAAGUCGGCAUGUGGAAAGUUUUACUGUCCGACGCGGCGACCAAGAAUGCGAAGAAGCUGGCCCGCGCAGGUGGCUUUCCUCGCAUUGAACAGAAGCUCAGGGAGCUGGCAAGCGGUGCAUGGAAAGGGAAAGACAUUUCCCGGCGUAUUGGCUCCAAGAAGCAAAAGCAGGAUAUGGUUAUUCCAAUCCUGCAAGCUCGGGUCUCCCGCACCGUGUCAAUUCUCUGGCAGCUUGAUGUGGGAUUUGAACCUCAAUCCCCGAGCAUUCAGCAGCAGAUAGUCAAAGUUUGGCAAAUAACAAGCUCGGACGACGAGGUUGACGCUGCCAUCGAUCAAAUUAUCGAGCUGCAGAGCUAUGCCCCCCCAGAGGCCAUCCGUCUAUGUCAGACGCGCCCUAGACAGCAACCCAAUGGCAUAUUUUUCCCAAACAAGAUGGGCUUUGCUCAGGAAGCCUACGCCAGGGUGAGGCCAGUAGGCGCAGCCAGGAAUGAUCCUGCUUUGAUCGAAAUGUCAAACAAGUUCUUCAACGUGACUGAGCCUUUCCUCAAGUCGAUUGUCAGCAACACAGGCCUUGAAGAAUUUCCAUUUGACCUAUCGCCUGAGGAGGCAGAGAUUAUCGGGCAUUUUAAAACCUCUAGCCUGAUUCUUGGAAGAAGCGGUACGGGGAAAACCACGUGCCUUCUUUUCAAGAUACUCGCCAAAUACAGAGCGAGACAGACUAUGCCCGAUGGGAAAACCAUUCGCCAGCUUCUCCUGACCCGUUCGCCAUUUUUGGCCGCAAAGCUUCAGACUUACGUCAGAAGCCUGAUCGAUACGCAGUCUGAACAAGGUGUAUACGGGACAUCCUCCCGUACUGAGAAGGCGGAGUCUAUCUUCGCUUUGAAGGACGAAGACUUCCCGUUCGUCUGCACGUAUGACGACUUUUUGGAUCUCCUUGAGAGUACUUUCAGGCGAGCAAAUCGCCAAGACUUUCUUGAAAGCACUGUAUCUAGGGCAAAGAGUACAAGUGCAGAGCUGCAAGCACUCGACAAGCCUAAGGUGAUAGACUUCAAUAUUUUCAAAACGGAGUAUUGGAGCUGCCUAUCCGGGAUUGUGCCAUCUGGAUGUUCCCCGGAGCUUCUGUUUGCGGAGAUAAUGGGAAUCAUCAAGGGUUCGGCAAUAACCGCGAGUACUUUGAUGCCCCUCAAACGUGUCGAAUAUCUCUCCAAGAUCUCCAAGGUCUCCCCAGCGUUUGCCUCGGAGGUGGAACGCGAAGUUGUCUACCGGGCAUUUGAACGAUACGAACGACAGAAGAAACAGCGAUACCAAAUUGAUGAGCUGGAUCGAGUCAUAGAUUUGUUGAAGUUGCUGAAAGGGAAUUCAUCGUUGGAAUCUCUGAUUCGUCAAUGUUUUGAAGAAAUCUAUGUCGAUGAAAUCCAAGACUUGCGUUGUCUUGACAUCGUUUUACUUUUGAGCUGCCUGUGUGAUGCUCGUGGGAUUCAUCUGGCUGGGGACACGGCACAGUGUAUUUCGAAGGACUCUGCUUUCCGAUUUCCCGAAAUCAAAGCGCUGUUCUAUGACUACUAUGAGUUGAUCUCCAAAGAACUGAAUCAACCUUCCAUUGCCAAGCCUGUUCAAUUCAUGCUGGCCAAGAACUACCGCUCUCAUCAAGGUAUUCUAAGCUUUGCAUCUUGGGUAAUGGCAAUGCUGUGGAAUGGCUUCCCAGAGACCAUCGACAAGCUGGAUCCUGAAAUUGGUCAGACCGGAGGUCCCAAGCCAGUCAUUUUUGCCGGAUUUGACUCUUCAAUUCUGUCGGCCAAGAUGAUUGGUUUAGUCAAACUGAACGACCAGAUAGCCAACUUCGGUGCUGAACAAGUGAUUCUUGUUCGGGAUGAUGCAUCCAAAUUCGAAUUGCAGGCACAGAUCGGUGAAAUCUCCCUUGUUCUUACCAUCCUCGAGAGCAAAGGCAUGGAAUUUGAUGAUGUCCUUGUCUAUGACUUCUUUGGUAGCAGUGGUCUUGGGAGUAGCUAUCGAUGCUUGCAUUUGCUUGCUCACGGGCAACGUGCAAAGUUUGACUCUCAAAAACAUGCGGCCCUGUGCUCUGAACUGAAGCAUCUUUACGUUGCAGUAACAAGAGCGCGCAAGCAUUUGUGGUUCAUGGAGGCCAUUGAGAGCAGCAUCAAUCCAAUUCUUCAAGCACUUUCGGUUGAUGGACAGGUUAACCUUGCUGAGCUGGUGAGGACGCAAGAUCUAGAUGUUGCCGCAAAGGUCCAAGUCCUCCGCGCAGGUGGCUCGGUGGACCCAGAGAGAUGGCUGAAGCGGGCAGCACAUCUGCUGCACCAAAAGAACUUUGCUGAUGCUUUGUUCUGUUACAAAAAAGCAAAUGAUCCUCGCGGUAUUUCACACUCCCAAGCCUGGCUCCAUGAGCAAGAGGGCCGAUCUCUCCGAGCACUCAGUGAUCUUGAAGGCUCCACGUCCAGUUAUGAGAAAGCAAUUGCGUGUUUUCUGGAACUCGAUUUGUUCUCCGAUGCUGCAGACUGCUACCAGGCACUCGAAAGAUACGACAAAGCUGCAGAAAUCUGGAAGAGCCAAGGCCAGCUCCCCAAAGCUGCAGCAUUUUACGAGAGAGGCGGCCACUUGCUUCAAGCUUCUGAUUGUUUCCACUCAAACGGAGAUUAUGAGCAGGCGAUAGAGGUCUUGCGCCGAGGCGACGAAUUCGAUGAACUUAUCCAAUACAUCAAGCGACACGGACAUAGGCUUAUUUCUCAUACUUUGACACGCUAUUCUCGACUCUGCAACAUCCUGCUCAGGCAAGGUCGCGUCUCGACUGAACUGAGAGCGACAACUAUCAAUCUUCUAGGAUCCGAUAUUGAAAAACUAUCAUUUUUCAAGGAGUUUGAGAUGUUUGACCAGAUGCGAUCGCUCUACAAAGAGCGUCACAGGUGGUUUGAAUACUACGAACUCUCGGUCGCUGUUGGAGAUCUGCCUGCGGCGAUGGACACUCUUCUAACCCAGAAGCUGUUGCCUGUGAUUGACAAGAAAAUGGCCGAGUCAAUUCUGCACUACUCCAUGGCUGAGACUCUUCUUCACCACCGCGACUUGGUUGGAAGCCGACCCGAGCUGGAUAAGGACCUGUUACAGUCAUCUCGAUCGACGCCCUUAGAAAAAACUGCUCUUCAGUGGCUGAACGUCUUCAACUCAAUCGAUGAGUAUGGGGAAAAGAGCACGCAGGCUUCAUUUAAGUCGCUGGUGGCAAGUCCGAUUCUGAUAGACUUCUUCUGUCUCUUUUCUGUUGUCUACCAGUCUGAGAUCAAGCUUCUCGAAAGAAACAACCUCAUGGACCUGCCCAUGGACAUUCUCAAUCAUGCCAGUCGACUCAUUCAAGUCACGGCAUCUGGAGAGGCCAAGGAUUCGGAAGUUCUAAUGCUCAUCUGCGGUCUAUGGAGCUCACCAAAGACUCCUACACAGAUGACUGUACUUCCUUGGUCCCCUCUGAAAACCGACAGGGUGCAAUUGCCAGAGAAUAUGUCCCCAGAAGCUCUACUCAGCCAAGCGAGAUUGUGGAUUCGGGAGAGGUUCUUCAGUACCGUGGACACUUUCCAAAGUGUUGCUUUCAAUCUCUUCAGAGAUCUUUUUCCUCGGCGCUGCAAACAUUUCCUUUACAAGGGGACUUGCCUCAAGGCCCGCGCGGGAGAAUGCCAUUUCUACCAUGCAAAGCCAAGCUACAACGACUGCUGUUUGAAGUUAACUUGCCUUCUGAACGUGAGUGAGGUCUUGAGUAGACUCCGCAUCUUGUAUUAUCAUCGACUCAUGCCAGAAUAUUUCCGCGUACAAUACCUUGGCAUGCGGAGACGCUGGUUGCACCUACUGCUCGAUGAGUUGAUCUUCGUCACUCCUUUCGAGCAUUCCGCCGGAGCUAUUUCAAAGGUACGCAUUAUGCUGCAUAACCCGAUGUUUUUUGCCACCAAAUCCAGCAUUGAGAGUCUUCUCUUCUAUCGCAUGCAGGAAGAGUGGCAUGAGAUCUACACCUUCAGUGGAAUCUUUGAGCAGCUCCAGGUGGCCCAUUUUCUUGGCCCGUGGGUUGCUCUCAGCUACACCCGCGCAUUGGCGAAGAAAAAGAGCUACAGUCUGGGCUGUCGCCGAAACGAAGCGAUAUCAUUGAAAAACACAUUCAGCGCUGUGCAGGCAGUAGACCAGAUUCGAUGGGCUAUUUACGAGGGAAACAUCACAGACUUCUACUCUCGAGUCAGAGAAUUUCUCAUCUGCGUGGAGCGCGCUGAAGUUUCUAAUCUCAGAAACUUCCACAGCGUAAUGGCAGUUUUCGAACUUGUGGCGACUUACAUUCUGUGUAUUGUGAAUUACAACAACGCCAUCAUGGUGCCAUCGUCAUGGGCCAUACAACAUCUCCCAGGUAUUUUCAAAGCUGCACUGAAUUGGAACCAUUUUUUCCAAGAUUCGGAUCGCAAUAUGCAACUUGGACUCCUCAAGGCACUCAUCGGAUCAUUCUGCAAGAUCACCGAUAGUCUGGAGCAUUCCAUAUCCCAGCAUGAUUUUGCGUUCGAAGCGCUGGGCCGCAAAUCCUCCCCCGUGGUCUACAGGAAGCGCAUUUUCGACUACCUCACAACAAUCAUUCUGAAUCUGCAAGCUUACACGCCUCUGCCCCGAGGAUUUACAGAGAUGUGGGAAAAAUCACGACAGGUCAUCCUCAAAUCUGCACCGCCUUCAUUCGUUUGUCCGACUGCCAUUUCGAAACUUCGUGACGAAGUCAUACGGCAGUAUGCUGGCUACAAUGACAAAGACAAACUGCAAGUGAUCUGUCUCGACGACAAUAGCAAAUGCCCAGCAUUUUUGCGCGAGUUUGUUACAACAGCAAACCCGCAGGUGAAGCUCAGCACACUUCUUGAAAGCUCAUCGGCCGAGGAUAAGCGUGCCCAGACAACUCUCGGGAAAGACGCCGCCGACGCCGAUGAAUACACCCGUCAUGAGCUGGAAUUAAUCAUCAGUCUCCAAGGCCGCUGGCGACGCGUCAUAAAGAUCCUCGCAGACGCUCGCUACCUGAAAAGAUCCCACGAAGGGCAAACUUUCCUCCAGCUCUUUGCCCUUUGCCAGCAAAGAUUCAAUAUUCUUCCUGGCUCAGCCCGCGUAUCAGCGAAGGAAAAGAUCCGCAUUCGCAAGUUAAUCUUCACUGAUGGUGUCAACAUCAUAGUUGAAGUUGACAGCCUGUACUUCAGUCUCCGUCAACUGAAGGAGUACUGGAAAUCUUGUCUCGAGAAUCCUCGCAUCACCGCAGAAGAGAUCGAAGGAUUGGAUACCUUGCACGGACAAAUCGGUCCCAUCGAGGUCAAGCUCGAUCAAAUCGCCCUGAUCUGGUCGCUGAAGGGUCUGAGUACCAGUAUCAUCAUGGUCACUGCGAAGUCCCAUGGUGAGAAGGCUCGCGAGGCCCAACGGACCAUCUGGACUGUCAAACAAGAAAUUGAGGUUUUGCGGAGCCAACUAGAGGUGGUUUCCAAGCACUAG
This is a messenger RNA of Penicillium atrosanguineum, 6501 nucleotides long. RefSeq lists its product as uncharacterized. The record is from RefSeq and is a predicted model, not a curated record. Bases 1 to 6501 code for a protein of 2166 amino acids. NCBI's taxonomy places the organism in Eukaryota, Fungi, Ascomycota, Eurotiomycetes, Eurotiales, Aspergillaceae. Gene Ontology annotation, molecular function: ATP binding; protein binding; metal ion binding. The transcript is spliced from 14 exons.